Molecule: messenger RNA, 900 nt
Organism: Thermothielavioides terrestris NRRL 8126
Lineage: Eukaryota; Fungi; Ascomycota; Sordariomycetes; Sordariales; Chaetomiaceae
Exons: 4
Coding region: 1-900 (299 amino acids)
Source: RefSeq, a predicted model, not a curated record
AUGCGCCAACACCGAAUCUCGAUUGCGGCGCUGCAGCUGCUUCUGGCCUUGGGGUCAGCGCAGGAAUACGAAUUCGUCAGGUGGAACGCGCCUGCAGGCAACUUGGCGGCCAACGAUGUCUACCGCCGCCAGUCGCCGCCGCCGGGCUACCACCCAGAGUUCGGUUCGUGCGGCAGCGGGACGACGUGCGAGAACGCUUGCGGGCCGAAUUGGAUCUCGUGUCAAGCCUCUACCAACCUGUCGCUGUUUUGCUACAACAAAGUCGACCUGAACCAGACCUGUUGCGAAAAUGGAUCCGGCCGCGCCUGCGACAAUGGGUACUACUGCGCCUGGCAAGAAUUCGGUGGGAGGGUGUGGUGCUGUGAGAACGGCCAAAGUUUGGAAGAGUGCGGCGUUCCGCAGCCAGCUUCGUCUUCAUCCACGGCGACAAGCUCGCCGACGUCUUCAGGCGAGACCAGCUCCUCGCCCUCCACACCUGAAUCCCCAACAUCGGCGCCCACGUGGGGGUCAACAAGCGGGUCACCGAGCGCAUCACCGAGCGAGUCGAUAUCCAACAGCCAUUCCCUGUCCACAACCAGCUCGCAGUGCCCGGCCUCGACCGUUACCUCGUGGGCAACAACAACAAUAUUCUCCACCAUCAACCUGGGGUCAGCAACAGUCACGGUGACCGUGAACGGCGGCGACUGCAGCUCCUCAACUUUGUCAACGCUUGCCGGGCCAUCGGAGACCUCCUCAACGCCGGGCACCAUUACCGCGCCUCCUUCGCCAUCUUCGACGUCUCUCAGACCGCCGAUUUUCAAUGCGACCUCUACACAAACAUUGGUCACGGCGGGGGCUGGCUCGGUGGCAGUCAGCCCGCUCGCCUUUGCCCUGGUCCUCCUGCCGCUGCUGCAGAUUUGA